Messenger RNA from Vicia faba (fava bean), 495 nucleotides. NCBI's taxonomy places the organism in Eukaryota, Viridiplantae, Streptophyta, Magnoliopsida, Fabales, Fabaceae. The record is from the annotation of a GenBank genome assembly.
AUGAUUGAAGCAAUCGAUAAAAUAACGAUUUCUGAGCAGUUCUGUUAUGGUUUUGUGCCACCUUCAUCUGAGCUAGCAGACCUAUUGUCUAAACCUGUGGGUGAUGUUCCAGAAGCAUCUGUAGAUUGCCCAAUAAUUAUGCCGCUUAAGGAACCUUCUAGAGAGGAUUACGAGAUUUGUCAUUGCAUAAUCAUUGGGCGACCUACUUUUAACCUCAUAGGGUCUGCGUUAUCAACUCUCUACUUGAGCACGAAGUAUCCACUGAAUAGUUGGCGUAUUGUCUUGAUUCAGAGAGAUCAAGAGACCAUUCAUAUAAGCUACCAAGACAAAUUGAGAAUCAAAAGAGCGACGAUGGCAAUAUGUGUCGCACCACAACCAGACCUCCAUGGGGUGAACUUCGUGGAUUUAGAUCCCAGGGAAGAACCUGAAAUUGAAAAUUCCUACACAAGAACUAGAGGAAGUCCAAAUUGGGCUGUUGAAACUCCACACUAUUAA